Molecule: messenger RNA, 492 nt
Organism: Durotheca rogersii
Lineage: Eukaryota; Fungi; Ascomycota; Sordariomycetes; Xylariales; Xylariaceae
Exons: 2
Coding region: 1-492 (163 amino acids)
Source: RefSeq, a predicted model, not a curated record
AUGGCCGCCGGCAACGUCGUCUCCUCGGCCGCCAAGUCUAAAGCCGGCGAGCUGCUGGCCUACGGUCAACGUCAAGUCGACAGGGUCGUGAGCCCGUUCACGCGGCAGCAGGCUUAUGACUGGGUUCGUCGCCUGGCUAUCGAAAGACCUAUUCUAUUUUCCUUCGUUUCCUUCCAGCUCUUCCUCUCUGCCGUCCCCCUGUUCCUCUUCAUCAGCUUCGCCACGAGCACCGUUGCCUUCGCGCUCGUCGCCGCCGUCGUAUUCAUCCUCUUCUGGGUUGGUGUAGCCACCCUCUUCCUCGUGCCGACCCUCUUCCUUACCUUCAGCGUUGCCCUGCUGCUCUGGACCUGGUCCGCCGCCGCCUUCUUUUCCGGUCGUUGGAUCUACAGCCGGCUGCCGUCUAGCCCCGACGGGAAGGCCGGUGGUGUGAAAUUGACUAAUGGGGUCAAGAAGGUCAAGACGGAGGCCGAUACGGCUGAGGCUGAAGAGUAG